AUGGAACAAAGAAUUACUUCUCUUGAAACCAGGCUGGAAAAUGCUGAAAAAGAAGUUCAAGAGUUGCGGAGACUCACUCAAGGCACUCCUCGAGUGGCUUUCUCUGCAGCUCUCCCUGGCUCUGGAAACACAGGACCUUUUACCACUGCUACCCCACUAACGUACAAAAAGGUUUUCUCCAACACAGGGAACUGCUAUAAUCCAUCAACAGGUAUUUUCACAGCAACGGUCAGUGGAAUGUACUUCUUUCGGUUCUCGAUGUUCAACAACAUGACUCCUGCUCCCAACUCGGUUGUGAGCCUCAUGAAGAACAGCGAACGGCUGACGUCUGUGUGGGACACCGCUGCGACUGAUAUUCACGACAGUGGAAGCAACGCUGUGGUCAUCUCUCUGAAAGUGGGAGACAACGUGUACGUGCAGCUGGAGCCAAACAGGGCCGUCUAUGAUGAUGGGAUGCACUACAACACAUUCAGCGGCUUCCUGCUCUUCCCCAUGUGA
Xiphophorus maculatus (southern platyfish) is the source of this 498-nucleotide messenger RNA. RefSeq names its product complement C1q-like protein 2. The transcript is spliced from 3 exons. The coding region runs from base 1 to 498 and encodes 165 amino acids. Lineage: Eukaryota; Metazoa; Chordata; Actinopteri; Cyprinodontiformes; Poeciliidae. Gene Ontology annotation, molecular function: protein binding. The record is from RefSeq and is a predicted model, not a curated record.